Molecule: messenger RNA, 5314 nt
Organism: Leptonychotes weddellii (Weddell seal)
Lineage: Eukaryota; Metazoa; Chordata; Mammalia; Carnivora; Phocidae
Source: RefSeq, a predicted model, not a curated record
UGCUUCCCAAGAUGGAAGAAGAUGCUAGCCUAUUUCCUAAGAAGGAGCUUUUGGACAAUGUCCCGCUUGUGGAAAAUGAAAGAGACGAACUAGAGGAUCCAGAGUUUGAGGUUGAAUUUCUUCCUCAAGAAGCUGGGAACAGUGCUGACUCGGGAUGCCUCUGCCCAGAGAAACAGCACAACGCUGAUGCUGAUAUAAGUAAGAAGAAAACAGCCAUCCCAGAUGGACUCCAGGCAUGCCACCUGCGAAAGACCUUGAGCCACCUAGAGAAGUUGCGCGAAGAGAAAGAGCUUUUCAUUCAGAAAACCAGAGGAGAGCUGCGUGCUUGCCGCCAGAGGAUGGAUCUCAUCACCAAACAGCAGGCGAGCGUGUCGGCUGAGGUGGCUGCGGAAAAAGAGGCCAACAGCACCAGUGCAGCCGUGGGCCGCCUCCAGGCAGUGUCCAGACGCCUCUGCACGGAGCUGGACAACGAGAGAGACCUGCAGUCAGAAAUCAAGGCGCUGCUGCAGAAGAGCGAGAGCACCAUGUGGCACAUUGCAAUCCAGGAGGGACAGCUCGAGGACGGCCCAAAGUCUGCCCAGGAGGAGGAGGUGGCUGGCAGGAAGCGCCUCCAGGAGCAGGCGGCCAAGCAGCUCCGCAAGGAGGAGGAGGCCUUGGAGAAGGCUGAGCGGAACCGGCUGCUGAGGGUCAGGAAGUCCAUAUACCUCCAGAGGGAGCACGGGCUCAGGCACCAGAAGCUGGUGGAAGACGCCCAGAGGAAUCACAAGAUCGCAGUGAGGUUCCUGAAGGCCUCCCUGAGAAGAAUUCGAGAGCAGGAGAGGAAGGAGGAGAGGAAGUCCCGGGCGCACAUGAAGAGGCGCAUGGACGCCGUGCUGGCUCUGAAGAGCAGCAUCACUGCCAACAGGGAAACGCUCCGGAAAUUUCAAGCAUGGGGCCAGGCCAAGGCAGAGCUGGCCGAGCAGAAGGCCCAAGCCGAGAAGGAGAUGAUUCUGGCCCAAGGUGGGGACGCCUUCAAGCACCUUUUCCAUCAACGCCGGUGCCAGGAGCUGGACGCCCAGAAACACACCUUUGAGGAGGAGCAGAAGCUCAGAAAGCAGGAGAUCGUAAGUCGGAUUUUGAAAGAGGAGGCUGAGGAAGAGAACAGGAAGAAGAAACAGUCUUCCCCUGCCAAAGCCACGGACCGGCUGACUCUGAGGGAUAAGACGUGGAGCUAUGUCACAGACAUCUGUGAAGGGAGGGACACAGUGCUUUCCUAUCACCUGCUGGACAGCGACGGGGCCGCACACCCCAAAACCCCUCAGUUACUGGAAGCCAUUUCCAGUGAGUCUGUCCAGGGGGACCCCGGAAACACCAGCUGGGAAGAUGACACGCUGGCCGAGCCCGAGAUCCCCGGGCUCUGGAAGGAAGACUAUAAGCCGUACCAGGUGCCCAAAGAGGAGGUGGACCGGAAGCCCGUGGGUGGGACAAAGAUGGACAAGGACAUCCUGGCCCGCACCAUGGAGCAGGUGCGCUGCAGAGUGACCCACAAGCAGGUGGUGUCCGGGUGCGAGUUCAAAGGUCACCCCUUCAAUAGCAAGCCCAAGCUCAUCCACUUCAAGGAUUUUGAUAUUGGCAAAGUGUACAAGAAAAAGAUCACGUUGAUAAACACCACCUACACCAUUAACUAUUGCAAGCUGGUGGGCGUGGAGGAUCAUCUCCGGGACUUCAUCCACAUCGACUUGGAUCCCCCUGGGCCCAUGUCAGCCGGGAUGUCCUGCAAAGUACUUGUCACCUUCAAGCCCAUGAUAAACAAAGAUCUGGAAGGAAACGUCUCAUUUAUGACUCAGACGGGUGGAUUUUCUGUUCCGCUGAAGUGCUCCACGAAGAAAUGUGCACUGUCCCUUGACAAGGAGCUCAUCGACUUUGGCAGCUAUGUGGUGGGGGAGACCACGUCCCGGACCAUCACGCUGACCAACAUCGGGGGCUUGGGCACCAAGUUCAAGUUUCUUCCAGCCUCAGAGUCCUGUGAGAUGGACGUCUCCCAGUCGGUCAUGAAAAUAAGCAGUGUGUUCACAGAUGAAGAUAAAAGCCUGUACGAUAAAAUCAUCACCAGCAUUUCUGAGCAACAGAUCGAGGGCAACGAGUCCUUUCCCACAGACAUGCCAAGCCGGAAGGAGUCUGGGAAGCGGGACAGCAAGGAGCAGGAAAAGGGGCGCCCCACAGAAUCAGAGGGAGUGACCGUGACCACUGUCGUGACCAUACCUCCCAACGAGGAACAGACAGAGAUCUCGCUGGGAGAGGUGACAGAGGGUGAGAUUGGCCCCUUCAGCUCCAUCAAAGUGCCAGUCAUCUUCACGCCGGUCAUCCCAGGAGAGGUCCAAACCAGGUUCAGGGUUGUGUUCAAGAAUCAGCAGUGCCCGGCAUUGUAUUUCAGAGUCCUGGGUGUUGCUCUCGAUGUGCCCGUCUGGGUGCCAAAGCCCAGCAUAGAUCUGAAGACGUGUAUGUAUGACCGGCUGUACCAGGAGUCCGUCCUCGUGCACACACGGUCGAAAGCAGCCCUGCGUCUGAAGUUCGAAGUGUGCAAGGAGCUGAGGGAGCACAUGGAGCUCCUGCCAGAGACAGGCUACAUCCAGGCCCAGUCCUCCUACGCUGUGCAGCUCAAGUUCCUGCCACGACACUCCCUCCCAGAAGAUGCAGGGAAGUAUUUCGACAAGGAAAGCAGAGUCCUAGAGGCCCCAAUGACUAUCUGGGUGGCUGACCAGCUCAAGCCGGUGGGGUUUACCGUGCAUGCUGUGGUCACCACCUCGGACCUGGAGCUCCGCCCCUCAGCCGUGGACUUUGGCUACUGCACCGUCUACGAGGCCGUCAGGACACAAAUCAGCCUCUACAACCACUGCCUCCUGCCCCAGGGGUUUGGGUUCGUCGGGCUCCCCAAGUUUGUGGACAUUCAGCCCAAUGACGGGUUUGGGACAAUCCUGCCACUAGAAACGCUGCAUCUUGACGUGAUCUUCCAACCCACCAAGGCUAAGGAGUACAACUUCGAGCUCGUCUGCAAGUCCGAGAUCAACCGGUGUUUCAAGCUGGCGUGCCGGGCUGUGGGCGUCCACCCGCCCCUGGAGCUGUCCCACUACCAGGUCAAGUUUGCAGCCACCUCCCUGUAUGACAUGUCCGUGGCCACCCUGUACGUCAUCAACUCUCACGUGAGCAUGAACCCACUGACCCACUCCAUGCCCCGCAUCGGCUCGGAGGACGCCUCUCCCGUGGGGCCCACAUCCUUUGAGUUCCUGCUGCCCCCGGACUCACCCAUCACCAUCUCACCCUCGGUGGGGACCGUGCUGCCAGGAAAGAGAUGCCUGAUCCAGGUGGGGUUCCAGCCCGUGCUGCCCAGCAAGCUGAUCCACCAGGAAGCCUCCCAGGCCCUGACCAAACCAGUGGAGCUCCGCAAGGACACAGCCACCCAGAGGAAGGACCUAAGGAAACAGUCCUUCUCCACGCUGCGGCUGCAGAACCAAGACCGACUGCUCCAGACCUCGACCACCCCGACGGCAGAGCUGUGUGAGCAGGACUUCAAGUUCAGUUCCGACGAGUACCAGGCUGCCCAGGCCACCCUGGCCAGGUCUUUCCAGGGGAAGUUUGACAAGUUUGUGGUGCCCUGUGUCGUUGCCAGUGGUGACCCCAAAGACAGGAAGGGGACAGAACCCCUGAGCUUCAGUCCUCACAAUACCCUGUACCUGGAGCUGUGGUGUCCGGCAGUAGCACCAUCUAUCGUGGUGACCUCCAGCAGAGGCAAAACCAUCUCCAACUUCGGUGACAUCGCUGUAGGACACCGCGGCAUAAAAAAGGUCUCCAUCCAGAACAUUUCCCUGGAGGAUCUAGGUGUGGAGUUCUCCAUGCUAAACCCCAAUGGCCCCUUCGUCCUGCUGAACCCCAUCAGCAAGCUGCUUGCUGGCGAGACCCACGUCCUGACACUGUCCUUCUCUCCCCAUGAGAGCAUCCUGGCCCAAGAGACACUGGACAUCAUCACCAAGAGAGGCAAACUCUCCCUGACCCUCCUGGGCACCGGCGUGGCACCCAUGAUCACGUGCUCCAUUGAAGGGGACACUCUGGACAUGGGUUAUGUGAUUGCCAGAGAGUCUGUGUCCUCAAGCUUCAAGCUGCAGAACUGCUCCACGCUGCCCAUCCAGUUCUCCCUGCAGCUGGACAGCCUCUCCCGCUCCAGGAGCGAAGACCAGCAGCGGCUGCCACAGUUCCUGGCCUCUCGGGCCCGGAGGACUGAAGUAGUGGGCACUCAGAACAACAGCGGCCAGAGCGUGUUCAGCGUGAUCCCGGUCAAGGGCAUCAUGAACCCAGGCAAGGCGCAGGACUUCACCGUGACCUUCAGCCCAGACCACGAGAGUCUGUACUUUUCCGACAGACUGCAGGUCAUGCUCUUCGAGAAGAAACUCUCCCACCAGAUCCUUCUGAAGGGCGCAGCCCGCGAGCACAUGAUGUUCGUGGAGGGCGGAGACCCCCUGGACGUGCCUGUGGAGUCCCUGACUGUGAUCCCCACCUACGACCCUGAGCGCAGAGAGGAAGCAGAGGAGCUAAAGCCCAUCCUGGUGACCCUGGACUAUAUCCAGUUAGACACAGACACGCCAGCCCCACCUGCCACCCGAGAGCUGCAGGUGGGCUGCAUCCGGACCACCCAGCUGUCCCCAAAGAAGACUGUCGAGUUCAGCCUGGACAGCGGCAUGUCUCUGCAGCACAAGGGCUUCACCAUCGAGCCCUCCAGGGGCUCUGUGGAGCGUGGCCAGACCAAGACCAUCAGCAUCUCCUGGAUGCCACCUGCCGAUUUUGAUCCAGAUCACCCACUCAUGGUGUCAGCCCUGCUGCAGCUCAAGGGGGACGUGAAGGAGACUUACAAGGUCCUCUUUGUGGCCCAGGUGGUGACCGGCCCCUGAGGCCACAGGAGUCUCUCCACAGAGCCCCCCUCAAACCUUCCUGUUCACCCUAGAAGCCCUCCCCUAGUCUGUAAACCAGGCCAAACCACCCACAGGCCUGGGACCUGGGCAUCUGCUGCUGGGCAGGCUCCGGUGUGCAGACCCCUGUGUUGCCCCAGGGCACCCCAGCCCCACAGGCAUGGUCACUUCCUGCUGCGUCAGACCCAGUGAGUCCAGAGGCCCAAGAGCACCCCCUCCCUGGCCCCACUCAGAACCAGCAAUAAGGCUAGUCCUACCCACAACCUACUCUUACUCUGAGCCCCUCAGAACCCCCAGCCCCACCAGUAGCCACCUGCCCAGCCUUUAGAAGUCCUGGUUGGGGGAAGAGCUGCCCCCACAGGUCUGUCAAUAAACCU